This is a messenger RNA of Microtus ochrogaster (prairie vole), 732 nucleotides long. RefSeq names its product polysaccharide biosynthesis domain containing 1 (gene Pbdc1). Gene Ontology annotation, cellular component: cytoplasm. NCBI's taxonomy places the organism in Eukaryota, Metazoa, Chordata, Mammalia, Rodentia, Cricetidae. The record is from RefSeq and is a predicted model, not a curated record.
GCGCAUAGCAAACCACUUCCGGAAAGGUGAAGCUGCGGUUACCCGGCUGUAACAUGGAUGCUGCAAGCGAAAGCGAAGAGCCGGUUUGUGGGGAAGUGGUGUCCGUGGCCCAUGCUCUUUCCCUCCCAGCCGAGUCGUAUGGCAAUGACCCUGAUAUUGAGAUGGCUUGGGCUAUUCGAGCAAUGCAACAUGCUGAAGUCUAUUACAAACUGAUUUCAUCAGUUGACCCACAGUUCCUGAAACUCACCAAAGUAGAUGACCAAAUCUACUCUGAGUUCCGUGAAAAUUUUGAGAAGCUCAGAGUAGAUGUAUUGGACCCAGAAGAACUCAAAUCAGAAUCAGCUAAAGAGAAAUGGAGGCCAUUCUGCUUAAAAUUUGAAGGUAUCGUGGAAGACUACAACUAUGGUACUUUGUUGCGACUCGAUUGUUCUCAGGGCUAUACUGAAGAGAACACCAUCUUUGCACCCAGGAUUCAAUUUUUUGCAAUUGAAAUUGCUCGGAACCGGGAAGGCUAUAACAAAGCAGUUUCCUGCAGUGUUCAGGACAAAGAAGGAGAGAAAGGAACUAACAGUGAAGAAGAGGAAGAUGAGAAAGGAGCUGAUAGUGGAGGAGAAAAAGAGGAAGGAGUCAACACAGAAAAUUAAAGCAAAACAAAACAAAAAACUAACCAGGGAGGAGGAAAAGAAAGCCAAGAAACAUGUGACUCAGCUGAACCCACAAGUAUCAGGUGCU